GUAUUCUGCCUCUUGGUGUUCGAGAUGGCGGUCUUCAUGGGCCUCAUCAUCCCUCUUCCGUUCACCGUGAAGAGGAAGCUCUUCGCUUUCAUCUCGGAGAGUCCGAUAGUAGCGAAGUUACAAUAUGGGUUGAAGAUUACAUUCAUUUUCAUCCUCAUUCUCUUCAUCGAUAGCGUCAACCGCGUAUACCGUGUGCAGCUGGAGCUGGCCUCCUUUGGCAAAGAGGGAGGUUCCAUGGGAGCUGCUGCCCUCGGUACUGAUCGCAUGGAAGUCCAAGCCCGGAAGUUCUACUCGCAGCGCAACAUGUACCUUUGCGGAUUCACCCUCUUCUUGUCUCUUAUCCUCAACCGCACUUACACCAUGAUCUUGGACGUCCUCCGUCUUGAGGACAGAGUCAGACUUCUCGAGGGUGACAAGAAGGCCGGCGGAAAGGACUCUGCCCGUCUUGCGCAGGCCGGUGACGCCGGUGAGAUCGGAAGCCUGAAGCAAGAGCUUGAAGCCAAGAACCGCGACAUUGAGACCUUGAAGAAGCAGUGUGAGGGUCUUACCCGUGAAUACCACAAGCUGGGUGACCAGGUUUCUGGUGAAAAGGACGAGGCCCCCAAGAAGGACCUGUAAAUUCUUUCGGGACUGCGGCAAGAUAUACGAUUUGCGACUCGUUGGUCAGUCGGAACUAUGGACUCAUUACUUUUGGGGCUGAGCGGUUCAACAGGCCACUUGCAGGCCACCUGCAGGCUACCCUUCCUCUGCAUUUCGGUUAUCAUAUGAAUUCGGGUCUGAAUGGGUAGAAUGUGACAUCAACACACGGUGGUCGGAUGAGCCCGAUCUGCAUCCUUGGGGUGCAUUGAGGGUGUGAUUUGUGCUGGAGUAUUUUCUG
This is a messenger RNA of Aspergillus sclerotioniger CBS 115572, 877 nucleotides long. Its product is annotated as putative BAP31 domain protein. The record is from RefSeq and is a predicted model, not a curated record. Gene Ontology annotation, biological process: intracellular protein transport; endoplasmic reticulum to Golgi vesicle-mediated transport. Gene Ontology annotation, cellular component: endoplasmic reticulum membrane; endoplasmic reticulum. Bases 25 to 618 code for a protein of 197 amino acids. Lineage: Eukaryota; Fungi; Ascomycota; Eurotiomycetes; Eurotiales; Aspergillaceae. The transcript is spliced from 3 exons.